UGGUCCUGAAGGUUCAGAGAAUUGCUGCAGGAUAGAAAAGCACCUCAGGCCAGCUGGGCCGGCAGACUGGGCCAGCACAGCACCAGGAGGAGGCGAGGGCGCACUUGGGGGAAAUCCUGAAGAUGGCCAAAGAUGACUCCACAGUUCGUUGCUUCCAGGGCCUGCUGAUUCUUGGAAAUGUGAUUUUUGGUAUGUGCGGCAUCGCCCUGACCGCAGAGUGCAUCUUCUUUGUAUCCGACCAACACAGCCUCUACCCAUUGCUUGAAGCCACCGACAAUGAUGACAUCUAUGGGGCAGCCUGGAUUGGCAUGUUCGUUGGCAUCUGCCUCUUCUGCCUGUCCAUUCUAGGCAUCGUAGGCAUCAUGAAGUCCAGCAGGAAACUUCUUCUGGCGUAUUUUAUUCUGAUGUUUAUUGUGUAUGGCUUUGAAGUGGCGUCGUGUAUCACCGCAGCAACACAACGAGACUUUUUCACACCCAACCUCUUUCUGAAGCAGAUGCUGGAGAGGUACCAAAACAACAGCCCUCCAAACAACGAUGACCAGUGGAAAAACAACGGAGUCACCAAAACCUGGGACAGGCUUAUGCUCCAGGACCAUUGCUGUGGUGUGAACGGCCCGUCAGACUGGCAGAAAUACACUUCUGCCUUCCGGACUGAGAACAACGAUGCAGACUAUCCCUGGCCUCGUCAGUGCUGUGUCAUGAACAAGCUGAAGGAACCUCUCAACCUGGAUGCCUGCAAACUAGGAGUGCCUGGUUAUUACCACAGUCAGGGCUGCUAUGACCUGAUCUCUGGACCAAUGGACCGACACGCCUGGGGCGUUGCCUGGUUUGGAUUUGCCAUUCUCUGCUGGACUUUUUGGGUUCUCCUGGGUACCAUGUUCUACUGGAGCAGAAUUGAAUAUUAAGAGUACAGUGUCACCACGGUCUGCUUUACCCCGGGGGCUCUGGAAUUGGUGCUGGAACUGCUGUCUCCUGCUGGUCCACGUGUGCCCCCAGGAAGAUGUGUCCCCACAGGAACCUGUGUCCCUACAGGAAUGUGUGUCCCCAGGAACCUGUGUCCCCACAGGAAUGUGUGUCCCCAGGAACCUGUGUCCCCACAGGAAUGUGUGUACCCACAGUAAUGUGUGCUCCUAGGAACGUGUGCCCCCACAGGAAUGUGUGUCC
Molecule: messenger RNA, 1164 nt
Organism: Molossus molossus (Pallas's mastiff bat)
Lineage: Eukaryota; Metazoa; Chordata; Mammalia; Chiroptera; Molossidae
Gene: UPK1B
Product: uroplakin 1B
Exons: 8
Coding region: 123-905 (260 amino acids)
Cellular component (GO): membrane
Source: RefSeq, a predicted model, not a curated record